Clonostachys byssicola is the source of this 2853-nucleotide messenger RNA. The record is from the annotation of a GenBank genome assembly. NCBI's taxonomy places the organism in Eukaryota, Fungi, Ascomycota, Sordariomycetes, Hypocreales, Bionectriaceae.
AUGUCGACUGACGAUCUGACUGGCCUUGUCCUUGGCCUUAAGCUGGAAACGGAGUUCGCUGAGGAUGGGUCGACCGUCCAUACAGUACCACAAGGAGAGACUUCCGAGUCCUUGACAGAGCGCUGGGUUCCUGAUGAGUCCCCGCUAUUUGGCCAGAAGGGCGGCUCAAGCAAUGUGCGGCUUGAGCGAUGCGACAAGAACGGAGGCCAAAAAAGGGUCGUAAAGGAGAUUGGAAAAUUCUUUGAUGGCCAAGUUCGCAUUGACUAUGCACAGGAACUUGAGUCUCUUAGACUUGUCUCUAGCUCAAAGGCUUCAGACCUUUUCGUGGAAGUCUUCGGGUGGUUCGAAAAUCAAGAAUCUAUCUUUAUCUCCAUGGAAUAUCUUGAACUUGGCGACCUCAGUCGUUACUUGUCGGCUCCUUUUCCAGUCGAUCAAACACAUCAGAUCAUCUCGCAACUACUGCAGGCUCUUGAAUUCCUACACAGCCAUAUGCUUACUCACCAAGACCUGUCUCCAUCAAACAUUUUGAUAGCGGCACAACACCCAGAAUGGAUUGUGAAAAUCGCGGGGUUUGGAACUGGGAAAUACCGUAACUGGGACUACGACACAGUAGUUACUCUUCCCAUGAAAACGGUAGAAUAUGUGUCCCCCGAGAAGCUUGGAAUUAGACCACUCGACUCUGAAUUGGCAUCUUCGGUUGACAUGUGGUCACUUGGAGUAUUAAUGUUCAAACUACUAACAAACGACACCCCAUUCAGGAGUGUGUAUCAUUUGAUUGAGUAUGAUUCUGGAAUUAUCCCUCUGCCAGGAACGGAAAGGCUUCGAAAAUUUGCACCCCAGUCAUUCCAGAAUAUUAUUGAGGAGUUACUCACUGUUGACCCGCAAAGCCGACCUUCUGCACGGUCUUGCAAUAAACGUGAUUGGGGUUACAUUGCGGAUGAAAACUUAGUGGAAGGCUCCAUAGGACGUCUCGAGAAGACGCAAUCAUCCGUGGAAACAUCUUCUACAUCCAUACAUUCAGGACAUACCACUACAAGUUCGGAUGUAGACUUUCGUCGGGCAGGAACCAGGAGAAGUUUAUAUUACAACACAGACCUUGCACAAGCUGAGAAGGAAGUUGGCGAGCCAGAUGUUUCUAGCCACUUUCAACAGCCUGAGAAAGAAGUUGUCAGCGAAGCAUUGGCUUCUAAUAUUCUGACCACAGAAAAAGAAGUUUUACAUCAAACCUUGCCAACUAAGAUUGCUGUUCCACAAGUUGCUUUUCCAGAAAAAGAAGUCAUCCAAAUUGCCCCCUCUGUUAAUCGGGGUGCAGUUGCAACCUGGCCGGUCCAGAAGCAAUCAGAGAUCUCAAGAUCUAAUAGCUUUGGGAAGAAUAAGCCUAAUAAGCUCCAAAAGCUUCAAGAAACCCUUUUCCGCGCCAAAUCAAAAGAUGCAUCUCGCCCAAGGCUGGAAUUACUCAAAUGCCAACAAGACAUGUCGAAGUUGGCAGCAAAAGACCCUUCUAAAGCAGCAGACCGAGGGCUCAAGUACAUCCGCAGCAAUUUCAAAACCUCGUUUCCACUUUUUCAAAAGUGUGAUGAAUGCAUUCGCUGUUACUUCCAAUACAAUGGAUUCUCUCUUACAGCAAGAACACGAGGACCGUUCUGCCAGAUCCACAGAAGGCAAUCUGGCAUCAUGCCGUUCUCGCCUCUCCAUUUCUUCGCCAUGGCUCGGCAGGACGUCGGUACAGCGACAGCACGAUAUAGGAGUUGUGUCGAAGAAAUUCAGUGUCUAAUUGAGCUGGCGAAAACGGAUACAGGCUACUUGAAUUAUCCGCUUCAAUUUUCUGUGACGAACUCGGAUGGCUUGAUGGAAAUGACACCGCUUUGGCUGGCAGCCUUGGACAAAAACCAAGAAGUCGUCGAUUUCAUGCUAUCAUUGGAGGCCAUUAGUAUAGGCGAGGGAGUAAAGUCUCUCUGCCUUUUGUCUAAGAUGGGUAUACCACCUAGUCACCAUGACUCCAUCCUGCAGGUUCUCAAUAGGCUACCUGAAGACAGUGUUCGCCGCACUCUCAGAGAGUAUCUCUCUUCUAAUGGUGCUUAUCCAAACAUGCCUUGGGUUUUCGCAAGCACACAUCUUUUGGAUCAAGUACUUGUCAAAUCCGGGGAGGGCAGUGCAAGUGACAGUGUUCCUCUACAAACUCGAGAGAUGCUUCUUCCCGUCUACCUUCCUCUCGUUCACGCCCUUGCCAUUUUCCCGAUAGCAACCUCCAAAAGCCAGUUCCCAUAUGCCUCUCGGCUUGAGCUGUUCAAGAUUCUGCUGAAGCAUGGUGCUGACACCUCACGAGUCCACGACGAACGAGGGUCGGUCACCCGGGCAUACUCUCAAAGGCUUUCUCGCGGCAUGGAUUUACUCACCGGCCAGUUGCCACCUCCGAGAACAGUCGACAUCAUUUGCGAUGAAGUUUCCGGCCUAGUACAAAUCAUCCAUAUGAUUCGGAAACAGCGACCGGAGGAGAGAAUUGACGGCUUGACUCGGCUUAGGACUAGCUUUAGGGAGCUUAACGCCAGCAUUUCCGAUGAAACUGAAAAGGUCAAGGCUAGGCAUAAAUCAUAUGCUAGUCGUGGCACUAUGAAAAUACUCAGUGAAGGUGGCCGUGUUCCUGAGCUCGAGACGUUGGAUCAUGACCAUAAACAAACCAUGUUCAAUAUCUGUACCGCGGCGGAGCAGUGUCAGCUGCUUCUCAAGGAGAUUGGUGUUUCUAUGGAUGAGGAGAUAAUAGGCGGCCACACAAGAUAUGAGCCACAUCGAUAUUUCGAGGGAACCGAAAUUCAGGUUCACGAAUUUCUCGGCGAACUAGAGGAUGGCAGCUAA